ACCAAAAUAAUUUUGGUACAAUUUGCGAAAGUUUAACAAGUAAAAAUCUUUCGGGUAUUCAUCCGUGCAAGCCACGCAACGAUUGCUGCCGCCAUGUCCUCGAGCGAUGGACCAUCGUCGUCGCAGGGGAUACACUUUCUCGAUCUUCCGGACUGUAUGAUAGAGCAAGUGUUCGAGUACCUCAGCUACGACGAAAUUGCAAAGAAGCGAAUUGUUUGCCGGAAGAUCGACCGUGUCUGCCAGUCGCUGUUGAACCGAGGCUUCAUGAAGAUGAUCAAGAGGCAUAAUGCCAAUCUAAAGGCCAUCAAGUCGCAACUUCCGCGGCGGGAAUCCGAGCGUAGGAACCAUCCAUUGGCUAAGCAUUCGGACAUUCUGACAUGCAUUGAGACGCGAAUUUCGAUGCUUUCAAUGACAUACUCAAAGUACAUUGAUAAGGACUUGUGCUGUUUCAUCCCGGGAAAAGUGAUUGAUGAAGUGUUCAACAUUCUUAAAUUGAUUGAGAGCACAUCGAAGCCCUUGAGGGCCCAUGAGGUUCUACAGGAAUUGCGGGACAUUUCAUCGAUGGCAAUUGAACACUUUGACGAGAACAUUGCCCACAGGCUGAAGCGCAUAAUGGGAGUGCACCAUCCGAGCGGAAGUCAUCUGCCUUUCUCGACUCCAGGGUUCAUCCAAAACGAGGUCGUACUCCCCUGUGAUGUGAAUGGAGAGAAGCUGAUUCUCCCCACACUGACUCCGAUUUCACCCCAUAAGGCUUCCCCACAGCAGCUUUACUGUCACCAAAGUUCCUCUUCGGCUUGCAGUGCGAGUCGUAUUAACAACGCAUCGAUCGCCAGGAUCACCAACAAGUCCCGGAAGAUGCGAUUGACCAUCAACAAACUGGUAGCGGCCAUGCAAAGUUCGAAAAAUCUCAUGAAACAAAUGCGGUCACAAAUUAUGCGCAAUUGUGCCGAAAUCAAAGAUCUCCGCAGGCGGCUGGAAGAAUCCGAAACCAAAAAUCGCGAACUGCUAGCGAACAUAAACCAGCUGGCGUUCGGUGUUCCGUCUAGUGCGGAACUGGGAUCCGGUGCAGCCUCCGAAGCGACACCCAAAGCCAGCAGUCGGGCGGCCAUGGUCAGCCGCAACAUAAAGCCCCGGUCGGCUACCAUCAUAUUGAAACGGGUUCUGGCCAACACGGAAAGUCUCGGAGUUUCGUCGUCCAUGGUUCCAUCGCCGGAUUACGACGAGCCGAUGCCGGGAAGCUCAAAGCGUACCAAAUAUAGCCAAGAUUAACACAAAAUGAUGUGCAAAAAUUUGCUCUCUCUUUGAGCGCUAUCAUUGUCGAUGAAUUUGAGAUACUUAACACAUAGGGAACUCAUUUUGUUUUUCGUUGUGCCGUUUCCAGUUGUGUUUAAAAGCUGCUCUCAAACCACUUUCCCCUGGUAGGUAUACAAUUGUUUGUCGUGUGAGAGAAAAAGCUUCGAUCAAACUCAUGCUCAUAGAGAAUCAUGUUCUACUUGUAACAUUUUUAUUGUGAUUUUAUAAAAAAAAAACUAUUUCUCUGAGUUCUAAAUUUAGAUUCAAGAUACCAUAUUCACCCCAAUAAAAUUGCCAUGCUAUUACUCGGACGUGGUAAAAGAGCGGCUUGAUUCUGUCGAAUGGAAAUCUUCCAUUAAUCAGGUGCAAAUGUAAGCAAAACAACAAUCAAGAAUUCAAGUUGUAUGAGCACAUCUGAUGGAAGGUUGAAAACUAGAAAUUUAGCCCUAUGCAAAUUUACUCAAUUACGAUUCGAUUUAAGAAAGGAUAUAAGAUAAUACUAAUCUAGUAGAUUAAGAGCUACUUAUCGGAAACUCAUCAGUCGGAGAAACUCAACCAACCCACACUCGCCCCCUCCUGAAUGUGCUAAUACAUAUAAUAAACUACAUACUACAUACCUAUCUGUAAACGCUAGUAACAAUUACUGAGUAAAAAAACUCAUGUCUAAGAAUUUCACCUAUGUUUUCGUUUUCCAAUCAUGCUGAAUGUUAUUUCACCACGUAGUAGGUACAUAGCAUUACGAAACACACGAAUACAAUUAAUAAAAUAAUCUCAGUAGGAA
Molecule: messenger RNA, 2074 nt
Organism: Aedes albopictus (Asian tiger mosquito)
Lineage: Eukaryota; Metazoa; Arthropoda; Insecta; Diptera; Culicidae
Product: F-box only protein 28
Exons: 2
Coding region: 94-1269 (391 amino acids)
Biological process (GO): protein polyubiquitination
Molecular function (GO): protein binding
Source: RefSeq, a predicted model, not a curated record